Messenger RNA from Micropterus salmoides (largemouth bass), 17183 nucleotides. RefSeq names its product bassoon (presynaptic cytomatrix protein) b (gene bsnb). Lineage: Eukaryota; Metazoa; Chordata; Actinopteri; Centrarchiformes; Centrarchidae. The transcript has 13 exons. Gene Ontology annotation, cellular component: GABA-ergic synapse; glutamatergic synapse; cytoskeleton of presynaptic active zone. Gene Ontology annotation, biological process: protein localization to synapse; presynaptic active zone assembly. Gene Ontology annotation, molecular function: structural constituent of presynaptic active zone; metal ion binding. The record is from RefSeq and is a predicted model, not a curated record. The coding region runs from base 1802 to 13546 and encodes 3914 amino acids.
AAUCCCAAAAAUUCUUUUAUCUUAGUAGGUUCAUCAGAUUAGGUUUAUUUUCUUAGAUGUAUUAGAUAACAGUAAGUGUUAUAUUGUAGUGACAAUUGGUGUACACUAGGGAGAGCAAUCAUUCAGAGACCAGUAGGACCAUCUCAGAAUAGUAACCUUUUCGAUGUUGUGAGGAGAGCCUUUCACAGUGAAGUGGACUUUGGAUUUUCUGCAGAAGGAAGUUGUUGCACCAUGGCUGUGAUGUGCACGUGUAUUCAGAUGAACAUGUAGUAUUCCUAGUGUUUUAGUAUUAGCGUUUUGCAUUGGCCAGAGCAAUCCUUAUUUUCAUCUGCAACAUUUUUUGUUAUAUUUCAUUUGUAGUAAAAUACUGUCCAGCUGCAGUUUAUUACUUUGCUGAAUGAAAUAACCCACAUUAAUUUGAUGAUUAGUUUUUACAUUUUUAACUUACCACUAGAUAUACUAUAUAGAUAUAGAGAUUGUGAUGAGUAAAAUAAAAAAUCUUAACGUGAAUUUCUGAUCCAUUUUUCCAGGUGUUUGGGUGGUUUGCAUUUUCUUUUCUUUUGACACUGUCAGUUUUUACCUUACAAAAUGUUUGAGCACAGGUAUGAUCUUAUAAUAACGCCACUGGCAGAGUAGUAAAGUACACCCAGUAUCCUAUGUGGUAGCUAAAAGCAAAUACCCCUCACCCACACAUCUUUUGUGAAGCAGAUGUUUGAGUGAAAUGUAACCAUACUGUAUUGGUAUUUCACUACUCUUUGCUUGUUAUUUGUAUAAGAGGCCCAGACCAAGAUCUCCAGUUGGCUUCAUCAUAACUUAUAACGUGAAUGGGGAACAUAAUAUGCUAUCUAUAACCACAUUCAGGAGUUCCAUGUAGGCAUUUUUACUCUGUCUCAGACCAUUUGAAAAAACAUGUUUCCAAUGUUGACUUUGUCGCUUGUCUGGAAUUCUUUAUUGGUAGUCAUCUCAUAUUUAGAUGAAUUCGUAUGCAUAGUCCAUCAAACUCCAGUGAGAAUAAAAUUAUUGUCAUUAUGAAUGAAUCAAUCUUCAUUUUUCUCUAUUAGUUGAUUAAUUGCUUGGUAUUCACUAUGUCAGAAAAUAGUGAUAAAAAACACCCAUAAUUCCCAUCAUUUCCCAAAGCCUUACACCUGGCAGAUUCAAACUGCUCAUGUUGUCAAUUUAACAGUCCAAACCCCAAAAGUAUGUAGUUAAAUGUCACAAAAGACUAAAGAAAGCAGAAAAUAUUUACAUUUCAGGAGCUGAAACAAGGAAUCUUUGGCGAAUUAUCGAUUCAAAAGUGGUUAAUUUUCUGUCGUUUGACAAAUUAAUUAAACGACAAGGAGAUCGUUUCAGCUCUAGAGAAUGUUGUGAUUAAAUGAUCUGUAGCCUAUGCCCAGACAGCCUAACAGUGGACCUCUUGUAGGCAGAUAAAAACUUGGCACGAAGAUGUGUGAUGUCUCCGGACCAUCAUUCAGCUAAAGAAACUAUAGGUUUAUGCGGGAGAGACGUGAAGCGAGUCAGGGAGUUCUCUGUGGUCGCCAGUCAUGUGCCACAGAGGGAUCAGAGGUAUAUUUGCGUGGUGACUUGAGUCAACCGACCGCUGUGAACGCGCACGUACGAGCCACUCAAGUUCCCACCCAUUGCGUCAGCGCGCUCCCUCACCCUCCCCGUCAGCGCGCGUGCUCCGUGUGGGAUGCUGAAUUGUAGGUGAUGAUGGCGGAAGGGGAGCAACGCUGAGUUUCAUCUGACAGCUGUACAACCAUCUCCGACACCGUUUCUCUCCGUCGAGACCUUUCCCGAGGCGAUGGGGAACGAAGCCAGCAUGGAAGGGGAGGGACAGGCGGGGCAGCCCGGCUCCGCUGUCCCUGCAGCGGCGGCUCCGGCUUCCAUUUCAGCACCACCGGACUCUGGACAGCUCAUCAAGCCGAGCAAUGGAGCGCCAGCCGGAGGAAGUGGGGCUGGACCCGGGCCGGGGAUUAACAGACCACCUCCGUCAGACCCGGGCCCUAAAGCAGGAGUCCAGAGUGGACAUGGGACAGGCGACAGGUUGGCCUCUCAUGAAACCCGUCAACAUGCUGCCCCUCAAGGAGAGCAGGGCCAGGGUCAUGUGGCCAGGAAGAGUCUGCAGGUGGAUGUGGGUAGCAGCAGGACUGGGAGAUCCCCGUCUGUGUCGCCGGACCGAGGCAGUGUCCCUACCUCCCCUUACUCUGUGCCACAAAUUGCACCCAUGCCCAGCAGCAAACUGUGCCCCGUCUGCAAAACCACCGACCUGAUGGGCACUGGGGAUGACAAGCUGAACUUCAACACCUGCACACAAUGCUGCUCCAUGGUGUGCAACCAGUGUGGCUUCAACCCCAACCCCCACCUCACAGAGGUUCAAGAGUGGCUAUGCCUCAACUGUCAGAUGCAGAGAGCGUUGGGGAUGGACAUGACCACGCCACGCUCCAAGAGUCAGCAACAGAUACACUCUCCUUCUCAUGCAGCCAAACCAGAACUUAAACCUGAUGCUCCGACACAGCCUGCACCCCAGACACAGGUCCCUCCUCAGAUGCAGCCUCCUGUGCAGGUUCAUCCAGCACCUGGCCCCACCAAACAGACUGGUCCAGCUGGCCCAGGUCAGCAACAAGUAAAGCUCCCUCCAGGGGCAGUCCCUCUCCCAGGCAUGGCCAAGGCCCCCUCCCAGCCUGAUCUGUCCCACAACUCUCCUGCCCACCAACCCCAGCACCCCCGCCAAGACCAGACUCGCAGUGCAGGGAGCUCCCCAUCACGACAGCCCCCACCUCCAGAGCAAACCUUUGGGAAGUUGUUUGGCUUUGGAGCUUCUCUGCUUAACCAGGCCAGCACUCUCAUAUCUGAGACUACUCAACCCCAACAACAGCCCCCAAAACCGGCCCCCAAACCAGCAGGACCUCCUGGUCCAGCGCCUGGGGCAAGUAAACCCUCAGGACCUCAGCCUGCACAGCAAGGGCCUCAAGCCCCUGCUCAGCAGCAACAACAGCCCGCUCCCCCGGACUCUAAACCCAAAGCUUGUUGUCCUCUCUGCAAGACAAACCUCAACAUCGGCAACACAGCAGAACCACCAAACUACAACACCUGCACACAGUGCCACCACCAAGUGUGCAACAUGUGUGGGUUCAAUCCCACUCCACACCUGGUUGAGAAGAAAGAAUGGCUGUGCUUAAACUGCCAGACACAGAGGGCUCUGUCAGGAAGCUUGGGAGAUAUUCCAGGUCCUGUUGUACAGCCCAUGGGAUCCCCCCGGCCACCUGCUACAGCCAAUCAACAACCACCUCAACAGAAAGGGCCCAAUCAACUUUCAGGGCCUAGGCCCUCAGGUCCUCAACAACAACAGAAACCACCGGGUCCCCAAGUAAGUGGCCCUCUCUCUCCUGUGAAACAGGCUGGGCCUGCCCCUCAUACCAAGGGGCCCAGCCAAGCUCCCCCUCAAACCAAGGGUUCCGCCCAACCUGUUCCUCAACCUAAGGGUUCAACUCAGCCACCUUCCCAAACUAAGGGUCCAACACAACCCUCAGCUCAGAGUAAGGGACCUCAAAUUAAAGGUCCUAAUCAAUCACAUGCUCAAAGUAAGGGCCCUGUUCAGUCCGGUAACCAAAUAAAGGGCCCAAACCAGGCCAAAGGGCCGAUUCAGACAAAGGGAUCUGCUGCGCCCUCUGCUCAGACUAAGGGCCCUUCUCAUCCUUCUGGUGCCAAGGCGUCAUCCACCCCUGGUAAAUCCACAGCCAACCAUGCCAAGGCCUUUCCCACCCCAUCAAAAACAGUACCUGCUCAGUCUAAACCCACAGGUAACAACCAGGCCCGCAAACAGCCGCAGAGCCAGGAGAAGACUAAAGUCACAUCUAAAUCUCUUAAAGAAGACAUCAAGGCCUCACCAAAGAAGGCAUUGUCAGAGACUGUCACUUCACCAAAAGACAUGAAGAUAGCUGAAGAUGCACAGAAGUCAAGACACCAUGAAGAUUACAACAAAUCAAGUACACAGAGUUUAAGUGACACUGGAUACUCCUCAGAUGGGAUCUCCAGCUCUCAUGGGGAGAUUACAGGCCAGAUCCAGGAAGAAGGAAACAAACUCAAUGAAAGAGGUGCUUCCAUCCCCUCAGAAAUCACCAAACUAGAGAGCUCCAUGAAGCCUCUACUAGAGUCAAAGACUGCCUCAGACCAGAAGCACAGGCCACAUUCACUGUCUGUAGGAAAGGACCGGGACUACAGUCCUGAUGACGAUGCAGCAAGAGAUGAAUCAGAGGAUGAACUCAGUUGUAAGCUUCGCCAUGAUUAUGUGGAGGACAGCAGUGAAAGUGGUCUGUCCCCAUUGCCAGUAAGGCAGAAGAAGUCACAUAAAGAUUUAACAGAUGAGGAGUUCAUGAGGAGGCAAAUUAUGGAGAUGAGUGCUGAUGAAGAAGAGUUGGAAGAACACGGAAACCAGAAAACUAAAAGGGGACAUAAAACCGGUGGGGAUUUGAGCAAAGAGAGACGACGACUCUCUCACCAUUCUAAUAGUUUUGAGGAUGAAACUAAGACAUCAGAGGGUGCUUAUAAGGCAAAUGAAGAGGAAGAUGUUGUAAUGGCUGGAGGCCUUCGGCGAUUUAAAACCAUUGAGCUGAAUAACACCAACAGCUACAACCGAGACAUGGAGCUCAGUACUGAGCAUGACCUACGAGAACCUGAGCUAGAAAUGGAGAGUCUGACUGGUUCUCCUGAAGAGCGGUCCAAGGGAGAAUAUUCAUCCACCCUACCUGCCACCACUCCCAGCUACACAUCUGGAACAUCCCCAACAUCUGUGUCGUCCAUGGAGGAUGACAGUGACAGCAGCCCUAGUCGUAGGGCAAGACUAGAGGAGGCAAAGCAGCAGAGGAAAGCUCGACAUCGGUCCCAUGGGCCACUGCUGCCCACUAUUGAGGACUCAUCUGAGGAGGAUGAGCUCAGAGAGGAGGAAGAACUACUUAGGGAACAGGAGCAGAUGAGAGACCUAGAACAACAGAGGAUCCGAAGCACUGCUCGAAAAACAAAGAGGGAUAAAGAGGAGCUACGGGCACAGAGGCGCAGGGAAAGAUCCAAAACUCCCCCCAGUAAUCUCUCUCCUAUUGAGGAUGCAUCGCCAACAGAAGAGCUGAGACAGGCUGCAGAGAUGGAGGAGCUUCACAGAUCAUCAUGUUCUGAAUACUCACCAUCUAUGGACUCAGAGGCAGAAGGCUUUGAAAUGAUUAGUGGAAAGCUUUACAAAUCAGGAAAUGAAUACAACCUUCCAACCUUCACAUCCCUCUACUCUCCUACAGAAAAGACAUCAGCAAUGUCACCCUCUGAUAAAACACUAAAAAGUGCAGAGGAGGUCUAUGAGGAGAUGAUGAAGAAGGCGCAGCUCAUGCAGAGGCAAGGACAAACAGUUCAUCAGCAGAUUGGUGCCCCUCAGCCUGACAGUAAACAUCAUCUUGAAGCAGGAACUGUUCUAACCCCCGGCUCAAGCCCAACACAGGUUACUGCACCUAUGUCCUUCUCCACAACAGGCAGUGAUCCAAGAAUUUCAGGAAUUCAUGCAGCACAGCAUCUAUCAAAAGAAACACAAAAUAGGAUGAUGACACAGAGUGCCAAAAUUGAAGGUGUUGUUGGAGUUGCCACAACCAAAGCCCAAGUCAGUCAAACUGCCGCAACUCGACAGGCUGGUAGCACAGUGCCUGCCAGCAACAGAACAGGCUCCCAGAGGCCAACAAAGGCAUCACCUGACCCUGGAGCAUCCUCCCUAACCUCCAAAGUUUUCUCCCUUUUCAAGGGUCCCAGCCCCCCAGUCUCCCCCACCACUUCUCCGGCACAAAGCCCAACGCAUAUGCCGUCCGUGAGACCCACUGGUAGUAGUGGCAGGCAGCUGCCAUCUUUGCCUGGUGGUCCUACAUCAGCUGCAGCAUCCCAAGGAGCCCAGGCAUCUCAAAGGGCAAUGUCACCACGUCUUACACGACAACAGUCCUCUCAAGAUUCACCUGUGAUGGUGAUAACAUUAGGCUCUGAUACAACUAGCCCUGCCAAGCCACUUACUGUAAAUUCAUCCACUUCCCCUUUGUCAUCACCAACACAAAUCAGCUGUAAAACCUUGUAUAGCUCCCAGUCCCCUUCGACAAGUUCCCCAACGUCACCACAAAUGCAUCCUUUACAACAGUCUCCUAAACAUUCUUCACAGAUGGCUCAAAAUGUUGAAAAAGUAAAUGUUGGUAUUAGCACCGUGACCACAACUGCACAUAGUCGUGGAUCUAUGGAAAAUAUAUCUUUGUGUAAAAUCUCAAAUAUUCCAGGCACUUCAAAAGUUGUGGGUCAGGGCCAAACACAUCCAAGCACUAAUGUGGUGGAUCUGAGAGCCCCAUUGAGGCCAGCUCCAAUUAUAAUGACAGACCAAGGGAUGGACCUAACAUCCCUUGCCUCUGACACAAGAAGAUACUCUUUAGGAGCAGAGCAGCCAUCUGGUCGACACACAGCAGUGCAACCUCUUAUUAUGAACCUUAAUGCACAAGAGCAACCACACAUAUCUAUGUCAACACCGACCACAGUUAGCAUCACAGUUGCAGGUUCGAUGUUCAUGUCCCAACCCAAGCAGCCAAUUGUGUAUGGAGAUCCUUUGCAAAACCGUGUGGAUUAUGGGCAGGGUGUUGGAUCAGCUGUGUGUUUAACCCAGAGUAAGCCACCAGUUACUGACCCUUCUAUUCCGAAAAUUGAUGCCUGCCUGGAAAACCUGGGUAUACAACAGCAACAACUGCAGUUACAGCAGCAGAAGCUCCUGCAGCAGCAACAACUUCUUGAGCAGCAGCUCCAGCAGCACCAACAGCAAUCCUCUUUUGCUCGUUACAAUUUAGCUAAUCAGGUCCAGCCACUGCUGAUGAAAAAAGAUCUUGUAGUGAGCCAAACAAGCAGUGCCCAGCCUGUAGUGACUGCUAGUGCCAUUCCCAGAGUAUCCCCCCUGGCUCCACCGACAGUGUCUGGGGGUCCUGCUUCUAAUGCAACUCAUGAAAUCUAUGGUGGAGUUGCCUUGGAGCUAAAAAACAAGCCAACCAUAAUGAAUUUAUCCACAGGUAAACCACAUGUUAUGAUGGUGCAACUUGAUGAGAGUAGCACAUCACAGGAGGGCACAGUCACUCAACUGGUAAAGAGAGAGGAACCUCCUCCCCCUCCUCAGGUCUUAGAUCUCACUGGACAGAUCAAACCAGAAAACCAGGUGGCUUGUUGUGAUGUUGUUUACAAAUUGCCCUUUGCUGGUUCCUGUUCAGGGUCAUUCACCCAGAAGCCUACAGCAGCAUCCUCAGAUAAAACCCCCACCACUGAAACAUCUCAAGCCGUCCACCCUCCCCAUCCACCACACUACAAUGUCAGCCAACAACAACACCAGCCCCAAGCUACACAAGGAGUGACAGAGGAACAUAAACAAUAUCAACCACCCAUAGUCUUCUCAGGAAGAAUACAGCCCUCCAUGUCUGAUACUAAUCUGCCUUCCAUGACUGAUGCUAGUCACUAUCAGAGUAAUGUCCAAGGGGGUCUGGCAGUAGAUCUUAGCAACAUGAAUCAGGCAUAUGAUGGUGGAUACCUUGGCAUGGGAGCACAGUAUGGAUCUUACACAGACUUGCGUCACCAAGGAGAUUUUGCAGCCCCAUCAUUACCCCUUCGUCGAUAUGGCUCCAUGUCAAACAUAAAUUCAGAAUAUGCCUACAGCUCACGUGACCUAGCAGGAUCACAGGACUCCAGUCUGGCUCAGUACAGUGCAACCACCGCGAGGGAAAUCAGUCGCAUGUGUGCAGCUCUUAACUCUGUGGACCAGUUUGGAAGCCGGUAUGGAACUAACCCUGAACUUGUACCAUAUGGGGCUGGAAGGGGUGGAACUUUAGCUAGGCUAAAUCUUCAGCAAAGCUUAGCGUCAAUAAGAGCAAACCUACUGUAUGGUCCAGAUGGAAGACCAACUGCAAAUGGCCAAACGCUAACAAACCUGAUAAAUGCUAGACAAGCAAGUAUACGCGCCUUGUACCCUGCUGCUAUGAGAGGAGGUGAUGGCAUGAUAUAUUCCACCAUAAACACUCCCAUAGCCUCUACUUUGCCAAUUACCACCCAGCCUUCCUCUGUCAUGCGUCCCAUGCCUAGAGGAAUUUACAGACCAUACCCUACAGGUGUAACUGCUGUACCAUUGGCUAGCCUCACUAGGUUGCCUCAAUUGACUCCCAGAAUGCCUCUGUCCACACAGGGACAAUAUCCCUACCCUCCUCCAAACCAGUAUACAACUUCAGGCACACCAUCAGGAAGUGUGCCUGAUGCAAGCAGCUCACAUCAGGAAACCCCUGUAUACCUUGGAAAGCCUUUAACAACAGUUGCUGCGCAAACGGCUGCAACCAUUCCACCAACCCAACCUGCAGCACAAUUAGGAAUACAAAGUAUACCGGCAACUGGUAUGCAAACCACGGCAGAUCAGCAGACAGACCGUAGUCAACUCACCUCACAGAGUGUUUCGUCCCUCUCUCAACCUCAAGGCCAACCUCCAACUGUCCAGCCAGUGCAGGCUCAAAUGCAGCCACAACAGUUACCUACUCAAACUGAACCUUUAUCUUUGACUCAAAUCCAACCACAAGUUCAACCGAUCAGUCAGCCUCAACCAUUAGGUCUGCCACAGGGCCAGCCACAAGCAACAACCCACAGUACUGCCCUAGCACAGAGUUCCAAACUUUCUCCUCCUAUAGAUACCCAGAAAGGUAAGGAAGAUGAUAGACUAAGUCAGCAACAAGAGCACAUGCUGCAGCUAGAGCGAGAGCGUGUUGAACUGGAGAAAUUCCGACAGCUGCGUCUACAAGAGGAGCUUGAAAGGGAUCGUAUGGAGCUUCAGCGACACAGAGAAAAAGAACAACUACUCGUUCAGCGUGAGAUUCAAGAACUUCAGACAAUCAAACACCAAGUCAUACAGCAACAGCAAGCAGAGCGGGAGACACAGCUCAUUAUGCAAAGAGAACAACUGGCCCAGCAGAGAAUGCAGCUUGAACAAAUUCAGUCUCUGCAACAGCAGCUCCAGCAGCAGUUAGAGGAGCAGAAAAGGCAAAAGACAGCAGCAGUGGAGGCAGCAGCUGCUGCUGCUGCAGCAGAGGCAGCUGCCGCAUCAGCAGCAGUGGCAGCAGCAGCAACGUCUGCCCAGGGUGCUAUACAAGGGGUAGUUGUUGGAGGAGGGCCCCCUCAAGGGUUUAUUAUCUGUGACCAGAGUGGUAGAGUUAUUCAACAAGAUGGACAGAGUGUUCAGUUUUGGCAAGAUGGACAAGUGGUCCAAGCCGUGGUGGCUGCUCGACCUAUUCAUAGUUCUGCCUCUGAAAUGUCUUUGAGAAGCAGUGACAAACAGGCUGAUUCCAAGAUUAUGAAAAAGCAGAAUUCCAUGCCUCGGCUGAGGGAUGGUACAGAGGAGGACUCUGUGAAGAGGAUUACAGACAGCUGUGUGCAAACAGACGAUGAAGAUGGAGAGGACAGAUUCAUGAACAGGCGUAGAAGAACAAGGCGUAUUGCGGACUGCAGUGUGCAGACUGAUGAGGAGGACCAGGGAGAAUGGGACCAGCAACCAGUAAGGCGCAGGAGAUCACGUGUAUCCAGGCACUCUGAAUCCAGUGGCGAGGCUAAAUCAGAAGGAUCAUCUAAAGUGGCUUCUGCAAGUAUAGCUAUUCAGACCACCAAUGAUUCGUCAUGCCAAACAGAGCCUGACCAAUUAGGCAGGAUUUCACCUGCGAUCCACAUUACCAUGGCAGAGACCUCAAAGGUUGACCUAUUACAUUACAUAGCAGCCCCUGAAAGGACCCACAAAGGAGAGAGUCUGGCCUGCCAGACAGAACCAGAAUCUCAGUCUCAUGGUGUGGUUGCCCCUCAGCUGAGUGUCCCUACAACUAUCAGUCCAUACUCCACAAGUCUGCAUAUGGUAGGUGCGAACACAUCUGACCCAACCUCUCCAAGACUCCAAGGAGUUGCCAAGUUUGAGAGGAGGAAACCAGACCCCCUUGAAAUAGGCUAUCAGCAGCAACAAAAUGAGUCUCCAUCUCGCCAGCCCCCAAAAUCUCCCCAGGUGCUAUACUCCCCUGUAUCUCCAUUGUCUCCUCAUCGCAUGCUGGAGACAACAUUUGCCUCCCAGGAGAAACUUAACAAGGCCCAUGUUACACCCCAGCAGAAAUCCUUUACUGCUGAAUCACCCCAACGCCACCAGACCCUACCAAGACCCAUAAAAAGUGUGCAGCGCUCCAUGUCGGAUCCGAAGCCUCUCAGCCCCACAUCAGAAGACCCUGCCAAGAACAGGUUUUCCCCAUAUCAUCAGCAAGCUCUUUCCAACAGUCAGCAGAUGGCCUCCCUGCAGCAGCAGCAGAACUCUCUGAUGAGGAAAGUAAAGAGGACUCUCCCUAGUCCCCCUCCAGAGGAGACUCCGCUCCCCAUUGUUACUCCAGCACAAAUGUACAGCUCUCCUGGCAUGCCCCAGAGGGUCUUACCCAGACCUUCCCAAGGAGUCACCAAGGCUGGCCUGCUGAGUGAACUGAAAGCUGUGGAACAAGAGUCGUCGAAGCUCCGUAAGCAGCAGGCUGAACUGGAGGAAGAAGAGAAAGAGAUUGACGCCAAGCUACGUUACUUGGAGCUAGGCAUCACCCAACGUAAAGAGACCAUGGUGAAGGAGAGGGAGAGGAGAGAGAUAGCUUACCUGAGAUGUAUGGGUGAUGCUCGGGACUACAUGUCAGACAGUGAGCUCAAUAAUCUCAGGAUGGCAGCUGCAACAGGAACCUUUGAUUCCAAUGGUCUGCUAACAAGGCCCAACACUGCACCAUUGAGCCAAUUUACUAAUGACCUCAAUUCAACCUCCCAGUAUCCCUCAACCUCAUCCUAUAUGGCUUAUCCAUACCCUCCAAGUCAACCAUCAACACAGCAACCAAGUUCUGCUUAUCAACAGAUAGGUUUCCAACCUCCUCAGUACCCUUCAUCCUCUGCACCCCAGCCAGGAACAUUCCAGCCCCAUCCCCCACCAGGACCUGGCUACCAGAAUCAGGGAACCUAUUCCUCCCGCAUGUAUGCCCAGUCCUCCUACCAGCCAGACCUUGGCAUGCAGCAGCAUGGUCUUCAGGGUUUCCAUCCACCUGGUCAGCCUAUGCCAGGGCAGAGCCUUCCUUACCCGAGCCAUAGCUCCUACCAACCUGUUCUCUCCUACCAGCCCCAGGCAGAGAUCCUUACAGUCCAUCAAAGACCGCGGCAAACCUCUUUGGCUGACCUCGAGCAAAAACUCCCCACCAACUAUGAGGUCAUCAGCAACCCGGCAGUGUCUGUGGCCACAUCAGCUCCAGAUACCAACUUUGGUUCAGUCUACAGCAAUGCGUAUGGACAAUACCGCCCCCCUGAGCCUGGCCUGUCUCACUCUGUAGAGAGCCCCACCUCUGCUUAUGCUUCAGAUGGACUCUACACCUCUAACCUGGAGCAGAAUAUUCCUCGGAACUAUGUCAUGAUUGAUGACAUCAGUGAGUUGACAAAAGACAACACUAGCCAACCUACUGAUGCUCUAGGCCAUCCUGUGGGAGGGCGGUAUCGCAGUGAGAAUGGUCCCGCACGUGGGAGUGCCUAUGGUAGGCCUGAAGAUGAGCCUGUGGAUGCUUAUGGCAGACCAACAGGCACAACGGGUUACCAAAGUACAGCGGACGGUCGCACCAGCACCACAGUGAGUGGAGGCUCUUCCUAUUACUAUGAUGAUUAUAAACACACAUCACGAAGCAGCUCCAGUAGCCACAAACUCACUCCCAAGAAUCUCGCCCCUGCAGUAGUCUCAUCUAAACGUAGUAAGCACAGGAAGCAGGGAAUGGAGCAAAAGAUUUCCAAAUUCUCCCCUAUUGAGGAAGCACGGGAUGUGGAGUCUGACCUUGCCUCUUACACAAUGACGACAUCAACAGGAGGGAGCUGUACUGUUGUGUCCAGAUCCAAGAAGCUUCAGGAUGAUGUCACCUAUGGGAUGAAGAAGAAUGCAUAUGACCAGCAGAAAUAUUACGGCACCAGUCGUGAGGGUCUUGAGGAGGACGACCGCAUGUACAGCUCUGGUAGGUCCAGGUCUACUGGAUAUGGUAUGGACAAGAUUUCAUCCAGAGAUGCCACAGGCCAUAGAAGUAAAUCCUACGAGAGGGAUGCCAUGGAGCGGUCUCAGAGAAGCAGCCGCGGAAGACCCCCUAUGCGUAGCCAGAAUUCAGAAGAGGAGAGCCCACUCAGUCCUGUUGGGAAGCCCGUAGGCAUGGGAAGAGGCUCUGUCAUACCAGACGCCCAUGAUGUAAGGAACCAGUAUGGCUCCAGUCAUUCAUUGCCAGAUGUGCAGGACCAUCACAAGAAGGACCUUCCCAGAAGUCAUGUCUAUAAACCAGACGACUCUUACCUCGUAGAUGACAUGCACUGUGCUGUUUCUGACAGUGAAGCCUAUCAUUUGGGCCAAGAGGAGACUGAUUGGUUUGAGAAGCCACGGGAGGCCCGUUCUGAUCGCUCAAGACAUCAUGGAAGUGGAAGUCACUCAUCCACAGGUAGGCGUAGUAAACACACCUACCAUGAUUAUGACGAACCUCCAGAGGAAUACUGUCCCCCUGAUGAGUACAACCAACAACGGCACCCCUCCUCCACAUCAUCACGGGACCACCGUCACCACGGCAGCAGCUCUGGCAGACACAGCUCUUCUCGCCACUCCUCAGAGGAUCCUAGGUCCUCCCGUUCUUCCAGGACACACCCCAAAGACCCACCUGGCCGCUCUGAUGGCAGAAACUCCUCAUCUACACAAAGAAGGAGCGGUCCAGACUCCCGUUCCGCCCAGGAAAGCCCCCGGAACUCAGGUGACUUCUCUCGAGACUCUGGUCUUCACCACGGCACCGGAGGACGGAGCCAGAGACCCCAAGGAGAUCGCACAGCCUCCAGGAGGCAGGAGCCCUCUCCAGCAGGGCCUAAACCACAGCAGCAGCCUCCUCAGGGCCAUGCUGGGCAGCAGCGGUCUGGUGGUCAGGGUCAAUCUGGGAGACAUCUAGGACCUGAACCACUCGAUGGUACCCAGCAGGCCCAGCAACAGCAUCACCAGAGUACACAACAGCAGCAGCAGCAACCACAGCAGCACAGUCAGACCCCUCAGAGCAACCAACCUACAACAACUGCAGGAGUUGGACCUGCACAGCAGCAGCCCAAAUCCAGCCAAGUGCCACCACAGGGACGGCAGCCAGGAGUAGGAUCUGCAGCUGGGCAGCCUGCUACCACAGUCGCUAAAAUGGAUACUACACCUGCAGCAGCAGCCACAGGAAUGAAACCUACAACAGGAGUCCCUGUAGGAGCACCACAGCCUACCAAAAUAGCUACACCCCCUCUAACAGGCAUUGGAUCCAAGGCUGCGCCUGUUGGGAUAGGUAGUAAACCUGUAGGUAUAGGCAGCGCUGCAGCAGGACAGGCACCCGCUGAAGGGGAAAAUGUUCUCACCAAAAUCCUGCAAGGAGGGGCAGCAGAGCAGGCGGGAAAACUGGGAGACGCUUUGACUGGCCUUGGGAAGAAGUUCACUUCAUUUUGGUGAACUCAAGAGAAGAGGGGUGUGCAGGGUUGAAAUGAGAUGGAUUGGUAGCUUUGUUCUUGAAAAACCUAUGAAACUGCAUUAAAUACAUUUCACAUUACAGAGGACAUAGAGGAAGAGAGAUCCUGAGUGCAUCAAGCUGGAAUCAAAGGAUGCCUUGUCAGCACUGAAUUCCCCAGACAUGGGCGCACGAUUGAAGUGAAUUAAAUAAGGGUGAAUGCUUUGUCAGCAUAGUGUUACAAGACAUGAGCAGAGCACUGAAGAGGCCUAAAAGUAAGUGGAUGCCUUGACAGAACUACAGCCCCAGAAUAAUGAUUGUGGAGAUGUCUGAUGCCUCAUUAGGCCAAUGGAGCACAACAACGGCCAAUAAUGAGGAUGUAGUGAAGCGGAAAAGAGAGGGGGAUGGGAGACUCUAGUGCUCCUUCCCCUUCUCUCCUAGAGAACGCCUCCUGGGAUCUGUGUGACAGUAAAAGGCCUGCUAACUGAAGCACCUGGAUAUCAUGGGAGAAAUUCAACGUGUUCGGUGGUGCAUGUCUCUUCUUUCAAACAGCUCAAUAAAGGAAGCCUCACAUCGCCCUCUACAGGGGUUUUAAUCGAACACCACUCAUGUCUGAGGAGUGCACAUCUGGCAAGAAUAUUUGAUUCUACAUUGAUUUCUUCAGAGCCUUUUAAUGCAAAACACUGAAAAAAAGAAGAAGACAGAUUUUCAUAGGUUUUCCUUGUACCAAAGAUACCGAUCAUAGCCUACAAUGACACCACAUACCUGGAGUAGACGAGGUGUAUCACAGCAAUGACAACCAACCUGAUGACUCCACCACAAUCCUUGAAUGCUUGGUUUCUUUGAUCUCUACAGUACAUUCCAGUAUAGGGAAUUUGACCCUUUCUUUGAAUGUUUUUUAAUUUAGCUCUUUUUGUUUUUAUGUCUACUGAAUGCUUUGUGUAAACGUGGACAUGAGAAUGCACGCACUAAUAAUUCAAAAACGGAAAAAAAAAGAAGCCCAUAUCAGAACUUUUUCACCACCUAUGAGAUGCCACUAGUCAUUAGCUGUAGGUUUUUAGGGAAUGGAAUUACUACCAGUGUGCCCACAAGUGUGAGAUUCACACAGAUGAGAGGACCAAAUGAAGGAGUGGCCACGGCUCUUUAUUAGCCAUCACAAAGCCAUCGUUAUAGUGAGACCCAGAGCUGACACGCUCUCUGGGGCUGACUAUAAAAAGGAUAAAAUCCCAGAAGGGACUUUAUUCUUUUUAUUGAUUUGUCUCAUCUUUUAGUUUCUUUUCAUUUUUGCCUGAUAUUCACUGAAUGGAAGAGCCUUAUUCAGUACACGUUUUUACUUGUAUACCUCACAUGUUUUAAAAUGUCCAUGUCAUCAUGUAUUUCUUUUUACACAACUGUAUACUAUUGUAUGUACAUAAAACAAUUCAGAGAUCUAAUUAUGUAAAUUUGUCAUUUGUGUAUUUAUGGAAUCACUCUCCAGUGACUUUCUUUUUUUUUUUUUUUGGUUGUGUUUUUCUUUGGUAAAACUUUAUAUUUUUCACUUUUUAUUUGUUUGAAUCUGUUUUCUUGCAUCAAAUAAUUUGCUUGUUGAUUUUUAAAAGCAAUAGCAUGCAGAAAAUGGUAUAUAGCACAAUCGUAUAAAUGUUGUUUAAAUUAGUGAUGGGAAAUAUCAAACACUUCUGUUGAUUAAAAAAAAUGUAAUACAAUUUGUCAGAGGGUUUACAACCACAGUACCGUGUCCUGAUGUGCAUGUUUUGUGCAGACGCAUAAGAGCAUGCAGACAGGUACUAACACAGUCACACAGACACUCGCUCUCUCUCUCUCUAUCUUCUGCAUACACAUUUGCACGCACGCGCGCACACACACACACACAUUACACUUUCUGCAUCCUUGUUACACUUCAGAGCCAAGGUUAAUUGUGUUUCCACUGAAUAGACCUGUUAACUUCCUGCUGAUUAAUGAGGUUACCAAUUCACCAACAAGAUGAUCUCACUAACAAGCUGGGCCCACUGCCUCUAUUUGUGUAAAGACACACACAAACACACACAACCACAUACAGAUAUAGGAGGGGAUGAAAGCAAUUAUCAAUUCAAAUGUUCUAUGCAAUGACUCAUUUUGAACCUGGAAGUGAUUCUGCCUAAAACAGUUUAUUACCAUUGUACCAUGUAUUCACAAGAAAACCACAAAAUUGUGAACUAAGAUAGUAAAAAAGAAAGGUUCAUGAAAAUGUUUUUACUUAGCAACUUGUCUCUAUGAAUUUGAAUAUUGAACUAGAAUUGUUUUUAUUUUCGUGGCAUGUUUUGACCCCUCACUCCCCACACGGGGGACUUGUUGCCAAAGGGUAAACUGUGUAGACUGUCGGUUUUUGAAUGUCCACCAUCAUGUUGCUUUGAAGCAUGGGUUUGCUUGGCUUUGUCUGGCUGUUUGUUAGCCCUCAUUCAGUUUUUGUGUGUUUUGGCUGACCUGGGCUCCUCAGUGUUUGGCUUGCAGUGACUGUCCGUGCUGCUAUAAACCUGUGAUACAGAUGGUCAGCACUUCUCAUUAAUACUUGUCAAUGUACAUAUUGGGUGUCAGUGUAACCUGUGGGGUGAAUGGAAUGCUUCUAUCUGAUAUUUCAUCGUUGAUUAAACCACUCAGCAGCCAAGCCAUUGGAAAGGUGCAUGAUUAGAUCUUAUAUUCUUGGAAGUUGUACCUGAUUAAAAAAAAAAAAAAGGUAAGGCAUGAUUUCACCAAGGUUUGCCUAACGAACCUUGACUAUCACAGGCCAACGUAGAGAAUAUUGAUGAGCAAAAUGUUCAGCCAGUCAUUCAAAAUCAGGGCAUGUCAUUUUGAAAGCACAAGUCAGACCGGUAGUACUCAAGGAAGCGCAGAAAAAUGGAGGUUGCGUAAGAGUGCCUCCCACUGAACAGUGUAUGAGAUCUGUAUCAAAACAAGAGGUAGAGAUGCUAUCUGGUCGAUACGAGGUGCAUGAGAUAAAACAGCCUUCAGUGCAGCCGUGCGAUUGACAGAAAGGCAGACAGACACACAUACUUAUUGUAAAUAUGAAUUCAUUCUUCUGUACAGCUUUUGAGUUUUGAGUACGGCUGUCAUGUGCAUCCCCAUGCCGUAUUUGCUGCCAACUUUUGUGUAUAAAAAGAAUAUUUAUUACCACAAUAAUGAGGAUGAUGACGAAACUAAUGAUGAUGAAUAUUAUAAUUAUUGCAUAAGCAUAGUGUAUGUGGCUGACUUGUAUUGACUGUUUACAACAGUGGAACAAAACACAUAUUCAGAAACAUCCAGUCUGUGUAUAGUUUCUAUACAUAUUGUGUUUGUAAAACAAUAAGAAAACACCUCCACAGUAACUGCAGAGUAGAAUGCCUUUGUCAGUCUAUUGGGAGGUCUUCAAUUUGAUGGAUAUGAUCUGCAAGGUGAAGAGGGUAAAGGAAAGAAGUGGGAAAAAAUGAACCAAAAAAUCUGGAAAAUGUCAUUCACUGUUGUAAGUGCAAUGGGCAAAACGUCAGUCGUGUAUCCAUUGUGAAACCUUGUGUUCUAUUCAGUGUAUUCCUGUAAACAGAUAGAGUAAAUUUUGGUGCAUCAUGUCAAGUAAUGUGAUUAAUGAAAAUAUUGACCCUGCAAUUUCCAAACAGAGAGAAGAAUAAAAAGAAA